Molecule: messenger RNA, 2485 nt
Organism: Vespa mandarinia (Asian giant hornet)
Lineage: Eukaryota; Metazoa; Arthropoda; Insecta; Hymenoptera; Vespidae
Gene: Bulli
Product: regulator of MON1-CCZ1 complex protein bulli
Biological process (GO): regulation of autophagy
Cellular component (GO): late endosome membrane; Mon1-Ccz1 complex; lysosomal membrane
Molecular function (GO): protein binding
Source: RefSeq, a predicted model, not a curated record
UCUUUUUUUUUUCUUUCAACGCAAUAUUUUCUUUCGAUAUUUAUUCACGAUUGGUUCGAACAUUUUCGCGCCAUUUUAAUGUCGAAUUUGAAAAUGUGUAUAUGAAUCGUUUCGUUUGUAUGACGGUCUGUUAUUGAGUACAUGUACGGUAUAAUUAUUGGUUUGAUUAAUGAGUCAUAAUUCGAUUAGGUUUAUCUACAUGCAUAGAGUGUGUGAGACGACCUCUGCGUUUUAAAACUUCCGACAGAAAAUAUUGAGGCGUCAGCGAAUAACAGCUCAAGUUUUGAGUAUUUUAUAAUUUGUUGAAAUGGAGAAGGAGAAGGAAGGAAACGAUGAUUAUUAUUUGGAAUUAUCUUCUGAUCCUAUUAAGUUUGAAUCCGUUAGUUGUCUUACCAAUGUUUUUUUCGACGACUAUAAACAGCAAGUCUUUGCUGUUCGAUCUGGUGGUGUCACUGGUGUUUUGGUCAAGGGACCUAAUCAAAAUAUAAUAUUUAGAAUGGAGGAUAAAGGUCCGGUAAUCUCUAUAAAGUUUUCUCCAGAUAUGAAUAUACUUGCGAUACAGCGUACAAACACAUCUGUAGAGUUUAUGAAUUUCUCUUCAUCGCAUGAACCAGAUGGUAUAGAGUAUUCUCAGUCUUGUAAAGGAAGGACUGCCACUAUAUUAGGUUUCGUUUGGACACAUGGCAAUGAAAUAUUAUUUGUUACCGAUCAGGGAGUAGAAUUGUUUCAAGUAAAUCCAGAGAAACGUAUUACUAAAACACUGAAAUCUUCUAAUUUAAUGAUUAAUUGGUUUGUAUUUUGUCCUAAAAGUUAUUUGAUCUUGUUGUCUACUGGUACAGUAGGAAAUUUAAUGCAAGCAUUACAUGUAACGCCUGGCAACAUUCAAAAAUUUACCAAAUUUGAAAUGGAACCUAGUACAACCAAGCCAGGAAAGCUCGCUGUUUCUGAGAGAGAUGUGGCUUUAGCUGUUUUGUAUGGAACACCUUGUAUUAUUGUUUUGCGACAUCAACCAGGAGCUAAUCGUUCUGUUGGAACUGCAUUUGUAUAUGUAUAUACUAUUCAUAAGAUGUUAACGAUUAAAAAAAGUCAUAUUCUUAAGCUCGAUGCCAGUGGACGAUUUGCUAUUAAUGUUGUAGACAACCUUAUUAUUGUUCAUCAUCAGGCAUCGAAGACAUCAAUGAUUUUUGAUAUAAUGUUGCCUGGUGUAAGUGAUGGUACUGUGAUACAUCAUACUAGUGUAGCAUCAGCAAAGUCUAUUAAACCAUACAAUCUUGUUGUCCCAGGUGCAACUUUGUCAGAUGAGUUGUUACAGCCUUGUCAACUAUUAUUUCAACCAAAUAUUGUGAUUGAUGUUAAGUUAGGAUGCUUAUGGUACAUAGAACUGAGGUUGGAAGUGUUAAUUAAACUUAUUAAAGACAAAGUUUUAUUAGUAGAAUUUCUUAUGCAGCGAUCUAAUGCGAAACAAAUUUUGAUACAAGUAUUACAGCAAUUUAUGACUGAGUUGCCAAUAAGUUUAAUGGAUAUUCCAGCGAUUUUUGACAAAAUUAAUCCUGUAUACAGAAAUUAUCUUGAAAAGGAAAUACAGAAUCAGAUCGGGACACCUCUUCAGAACAAUACAAAAAAUGGUAGCACUACUACAGAGAAUUACAAGUAUAAAUUAAAAAUUGAACAAAGUGAUAUGUAUAGUAUCAUUUUGCCAAAAUUUCCUGAAAAUACGAUAGAACCAAAAAUGAUAGUAUGGGUCCUCCUAGAAUAUAUCAGAUCUUUAACAGAACAUGGAAUCCCUGUGGAACAUUAUUUACACGAGUUAGUUAUCACAACAUUGGUACAUAGGAAAGCAUAUUAUCAACUACAUCAAUUAUUGCAAUAUCAUGUUGUAGCUGACUCGAAACAUUUAGCUUGUUUAUUGCUAUCCUUAGAAAAUUUAUAUCCAGCUGCUCAUCAAUUAGCAUUGGAUAUGUUAAAACGAUUAGGAAAUGCACAUGAAGAAAUAAUUGAAGUACUUUUAUCGAAAGGACAUAUUUUAGCUGCUCUUCGAUACGUUCGUUCUGUGGGAAUGAUAGAUCAGGUAUCGGCUCGAAAAUUUUUAGAAGCAGCAAAAGUUUCCAAUGAUGCCACCCUUUUUCAUUCGGUCUUCAAAUUUUUUGAACAGCGUAAUUUAAGGUUACGUAAUACAACAGCUUUCACAAGAGGAGAACAUUGUCAACCAUAUGUACAACAUUUUAAAUAUUUGUUUCAAGGGACGGAUAAUGGAUGUAAUUCCGAUACAAACUCUAAUGUUACUACAAUUUCAUCGUAAGACUGUCACUGUGAUCUCUAUGUAAUCAGAAUAUAAAUUUGUUUAUUUAAUUAUGAAAUUUUAGAAGAUGUAUAAGAAUGCCAAUAAAAAAUAAUUUUUAUGGAUUGUUUUUAAAGCGAUACAUAGAUAAUCAAUGAAGUGAAAAAGUAUGGCUACAAUAAUCCAUUUAAAAUGACUUUAUUGAUA